Messenger RNA from Mytilus californianus (California mussel), 1632 nucleotides. RefSeq names its product acetylcholine receptor subunit beta-like. The transcript has 6 exons. Bases 60 to 1379 code for a protein of 439 amino acids. Gene Ontology annotation, biological process: nervous system process; regulation of membrane potential; signal transduction. Gene Ontology annotation, cellular component: membrane; neuron projection; synapse. Gene Ontology annotation, molecular function: neurotransmitter receptor activity; transmembrane signaling receptor activity; extracellular ligand-gated monoatomic ion channel activity. NCBI's taxonomy places the organism in Eukaryota, Metazoa, Mollusca, Bivalvia, Mytilida, Mytilidae. The record is from RefSeq and is a predicted model, not a curated record.
AGUAACUUUUUUCAAUAAUAUUUUUUAAAUUGACUUCAUAAGACGGAAUUUAAUUGAUAAUGGAAAUACAUACUUUUAUCACAUUUAUACUUCUUGGUGUUGUACAGACUGCAAUUGCUACGCCACCAAGUUAUAGUAUAGAACUGGAAGAGAGUCUGAGGACCGAGUUGUUUAAGAGCUAUACAGCGCAACAAAGACCAAGCCAAAAAGUUCGAGUUGCCAUUAGAUUCAAUCUUUUAACAGUUAACGACUUGAAUAUAAAAGACCAGACUUUGACAUUAUCUGGAUACUUGACCAUAGAUUGGUCAGAUACCAGAUUAACAUGGGAGAACAUAACCAAUACGUCACAAGAUUAUACAAGCAUCAAUUUUCUAUUUGCCACGGAAGAGUAUGUUUGGAGACCAGCAAUUAUUAUAGAGAAUGCGGUUGAUGGGAUAUCUGUUAUCAGCGAUGAAUCAGUGCCAAUGAGGAUAGCACAAAAUGGUAGAGUUAUAUGGAACCCAGCUGGAAUAUACAAAAUUAAUUGUGAGUCUGAUACCAAAUAUUAUCCUAUGGACACACAAGGAUGCUAUUUGAAAGUCAGUGCUUGGGCAUAUACGCAAGCUGAAAUAGAACUGUAUUUCAAGGUACAACCUGUCGAUACAAGCUUUUAUGCUGAAAAUGGAGAAUGGAAUUUACUCUCUGCAGAAAGUUUUAAAGCUGAAGCGCAAACUCGAGAUGGGGAUUCUUUCUCUUCAGUGUUUUUCUUGAUAAAACUUCAACGACGUCUUCUGUUUCAUGUUGUUAACACUUUGUUUCCAGUAGCUUUGAUGGCUAUUCUGAUAGCGUUUGUGUUCAAACUGCCAGUUGAUUCCGGUGAAAAGAUUGGAUUUUCAUUAACAGUUCUCUUAUCUUAUGCAGUUUAUCUUACUCUUAUCUCGGACAAUAUACCCAGUACAUCUGUAACUGUCUGCUUUUUAUCGCUGUACCUUGCUUUCAUAUUGUUACUCGCUACUAUUGCUGUCAUUUUAACUACAUUCGUGAUAAAUCUGCAUAUGCGCACAGACGAUGAAAAAAUGUCAAACUGGUUGAAGAAAUUCACUUCAAAUUACUUGAUAAAAUUUGCGUGUUGGAAAAACAGCUGUUCCUUUAGGAAAAACAGAGUGGAUCAUAAUGGGUUGGGGAUAAACAAAUUAAUAGGCACACACCUAACAGAGAACAAUAAUCGUCCCGAUAAAGAGACCGAAAACAAGGAAGGAUGUAGAGAUAUAACAUGGAAGGAAUUAUCAGAGAUAAUGGACAAAGUAUUUUACAAUAUUUAUAUGUUCCUCAUUGCGAUAUCUACAUUCAUAUUAUUUGUGAUAAUAAUAGUUGGGUAUAACAAUCCAGACACUUCAUAAUAUGAGUGCAAGAAGACAAAAUUACAUUUUCGAAUAACAUAUAUGUCUUAUUUGUGGAUUUGUAACAAUAUAAGUAAAUGUUAUCUAUUUUUGAUGAAUCUUUAAUGUUUCUAGAGAAAUGUUACUCGUUUACGUCUUGACUGGAAUUGGACAGUUGAUGUAAAAAAUGUCACUAAUACUUCCUUAUUUUUAGGUUUAUUGGCUGCUAUUGCAGGGUGUUUUAGUAUUUUAGGACAUAAAUUAUUCUUCAUCA